Molecule: messenger RNA, 5137 nt
Organism: Cuculus canorus (common cuckoo)
Lineage: Eukaryota; Metazoa; Chordata; Aves; Cuculiformes; Cuculidae
Gene: PRKCI
Product: protein kinase C iota
Exons: 18
Coding region: 100-1887 (595 amino acids)
Biological process (GO): protein phosphorylation
Molecular function (GO): diacylglycerol-dependent serine/threonine kinase activity; protein binding; ATP binding
Source: RefSeq, a predicted model, not a curated record
CGCGUGGUCGCGCCCGCCGUGCGGAGGAGGUGUGGCGGCGCGCGGCGCGCUCGAGGCCGCGGGGGUCGCGCAGUCGCCGCUCCCCCCGCCGCGGCGGGGAUGCCCACAGCGCGGGACGGCGGCGCCAUGGCGGGCACGGGCGGCGGCCUCGGAGGGGACGGUGCCCACCAGGUCCGAGUCAAAGCCUACUACAAGGGGGACAUCAUGAUAACAUAUUUUGAACCUUCCAUCUCGUUCGAGGGACUGUGCAGUGAAGUUCGAGACAUGUGCUCCUUUGACAACGAACAGCUUUUCACCAUGAAAUGGAUUGAUGAAGAAGGAGAUCCGUGCACAGUUUCUUCUCAGCUGGAGUUAGAGGAGGCUUUUCGGUUGUAUGAACUAAACAAGGAUUCGGAGCUUCUAAUUCAUGUAUUUCCUUGUGUACCGGAACGGCCUGGCAUGCCUUGUCCAGGAGAAGAUAAAUCCAUUUAUCGCCGAGGCGCCCGCCGGUGGCGAAAGCUCUAUUGUGCAAAUGGUCACACUUUCCAAGCCAAACGAUUUAACAGGAGAGCUCAUUGUGCCAUCUGCACCGACCGAAUAUGGGGCCUGGGUCGCCAGGGUUAUAAAUGCAUCAAUUGCAAACUCCUUGUUCACAAGAAGUGUCACAAACUUGUCAGUAUUGAAUGCGGCCGUCACACUCUACAACCAGAACCAAUAAUGCCUAUGGAUCCAUCAUCAGUGCAUACAGAUAGUGUAGAAUCAGUGAUUCCGUACAAUCCCUCAAGUCAUGAGAGCUUGGACCAUGUUGGUGAAGAAAAAGAGGCGAUGAGCAUUAGAGACAGUGGCAAAGCUUCCUCCAGUCUCGGUCUUCAGGAUUUUGAUUUGCUCCGAGUUAUAGGAAGAGGCAGUUAUGCCAAAGUACUGCUUGUUCGAUUGAAGAAAACUGAACGCAUUUAUGCAAUGAAAGUAGUGAAGAAAGAGCUCGUCAAUGAUGAUGAGGAUAUCGAUUGGGUUCAGACAGAGAAACACGUCUUUGAACAGGCUUCAAAUCAUCCAUUUCUUGUUGGACUACACUCUUGCUUCCAGACAGAAAGCAGGUUGUUCUUUGUGAUAGAGUAUGUAAAUGGAGGAGACCUGAUGUUUCAUAUGCAGAGACAGAGGAAGCUGCCAGAGGAGCAUGCCAGGUUUUAUUCUGCUGAAAUCAGUCUAGCGUUGAACUAUUUACAUGAAAGAGGUAUAAUCUACAGAGAUUUAAAGCUGGAUAACGUCCUGCUAGAUUCUGAAGGGCAUAUUAAACUCACAGAUUAUGGCAUGUGCAAGGAGGGUCUGAGGCCUGGGGACACAACGAGCACGUUCUGUGGGACUCCAAACUAUAUUGCACCUGAAAUUCUCCGCGGGGAGGAUUAUGGCUUCAGUGUAGACUGGUGGGCACUUGGUGUGCUGAUGUUUGAAAUGAUGGCAGGCCGGUCGCCAUUUGACAUUGUCGGGAGUUCUGACAAUCCUGAUCAGAACACAGAAGAUUAUCUUUUCCAAGUAAUUUUGGAAAAGCAGAUCCGAAUUCCCCGAUCGCUUUCUGUUAAAGCAGCAGGUGUUCUAAAGAGUUUCCUUAACAAGGAUCCAAAGGAACGUUUAGGCUGCCAUCCUCAAACAGGAUUUGCAGAUAUCCAAGGACAUCCGUUCUUUCGCAAUGUUGAUUGGGAUCUGAUGGAGCAAAAGCAAGUGGUGCCUCCAUUUAAACCAAAUAUAUCUGGAGAAUUUGGCCUGGAUAACUUUGAUUCCCAGUUCACCAAUGAACCUGUGCAGCUCACUCCAGACGAUGAUGACAUUGUGAAGAAGAUUGACCAGUCUGAAUUUGAAGGCUUUGAGUAUAUAAAUCCUCUUUUGAUGUCAGCAGAGGAAUGUGUCUGAAUUCUCCAUUUCUGGACUGUGCCAAUUGUUUCUGUGUUUCUGCAUGGAUAAACAUCUCUUCAUUUGUAUGCACUUGCAUAAAACAAGUAACUUAACAUCUCGCCUUUGCCACCUAGCGUGAACUACUCUCUAAUAUUUUUUUUUGUGUUGUUGUCCAGGACAGUUGUUAUGCUGAACCUUCAGCUGCCAGAUACAAAACAUUAAACUUUCCAACAGUCUUGCCAAACUCUAGUUUUGAUAUAGCAGUUGGUCUCUGGGACUGCUGACUUAACAAUGGGGUCCAGCUGUAGAAUCUGCCAAUAUAGCGUUCUGAUAAAGGAAAGUUUUCCUCUUGCUUUAAGAAUACAAAUUGCAUUAAGGGAUGUAAUGAUAUAUCAUUAAAGGAUCUCCAUUUUUUCAGCAAGACAAGUAAGAUGUUAUCACUUCUCUAGUUCUAAAUCUCUUCUCUCUAAACAUCGCAUAUCCCUGUUCUAGAGUUAGAAGUUAGAGCUAUGUUAAUGCCCUCCAGAUUGCAAUGACAGCAAGGAGAGCAGAUUUUUAUGCAGAAUAGGUCAAGAAUGGCUGCUUUCACAGGAUAUAUUUAUCCUAUCCUAAAGGAGAUGAUUAACUCAAUAUUAGAAUCAAUAGAAUUCACUCCAAAGUAAUACGCUAGAAAUUGUAUGCUGAUACAGUGGGUGCCUUUCUGAGCCUGUUCCUUUCAGUGAGGGUCGUGCAUGGUAUACAGUGUCAGUUUAAAUAAAUGGAAUUCAAUGAAUAUUUUGCAAAGUUAAAAUCUGUAGAGUAUCAUUUAGCAGUAAUGGGCAGCUAAUACUGACAGAUGUGGAACCUCAUACUAUUAUUUAUUGCUUUUACACUUGCUGUCUUAACUGUAUCAGAACUGUGUACCUUACGGCUGUGGCCUAGGUAAGGGCAUUGUUUCCUUUUUUUAAUCUUACUGCCACACUGUUAGAAAUGUAUUCCACUUUAACAGUGGAAAAAGCACAUCUAGCAAAAACCAGGGUGCUCUUCAAUUAUUCCCUUAACUUCUCCACUUAUAGACGGUGAUUUAAAAUCACAAUCAAACCCUAAAUGUUGGUAGUAGAUUCAAAGUUACUAGUGAAGCAGUUGGAAAAAAUUGAAGGAACGGUUCAAACUAGGACUUUUGGGAGGUGCGAUUCUUACAUUUCAGGUUAGUAAACAGUGUAAUGUACAGCACAGAUAAUUCUUAAUUUAGAUGUUUAAGGAAUAGUUUUGAAUGUCUUAGGCUGAAGAGAUGCCAAAUGUACCGCUUUUUUUUUAUUUUGGGGAAAAGGGAUUAAGAGACUUUGAAAAGAACCUGUGUUACCUGAGAGUGAGCUGUAAAGCGAGCUAAGUGUUAUGGAAAGCAGAUCUCAGUAUCUGUAAGCACAAGGUGUAAUGGACCUUAUCUGAAGCUUUUAGUAUGACUUCUGCUUGGUCACCGUCUCUCCUUGAAAAUCUUUGUAUGGUGUCCCUGUGAAUUCAUAGCACAAAUCUUCUGGUGUAUGUUUUUUCACUUGCAUGUUAGCUUCAAGGAGAGAAAUUGCACAAAUACAUUGUAUUGUCAUGGUAUAGUAAAUAGUUUGUAUUUUUGUUUGCAACGUGAAUAGGAAACUUCUAAGUAUUAGGCCGAAUUUUCAAAACUGGGAAGUCACUGGAGGGGCCUCGGUUUCAGGGAAGCAUUGAACUUCUGCACUGUUAAAAUUCAGGUUCCCUUAAAUUCAUGUGGUGUAAAAUAUCAGAGUAAACCUGCUUUUAAAGAGCAGUUAAUAACAGCACCACAUUUAGUUGAUGUUAAGUGAACUGCUACAUGCAGUUUUAAAAGCGUGAUUAAUUGUUUAGCCUCUGUCUUCUACACCAACGUGACCAGUUUAGACAUUGGGACUUAACUGAUAUUAAACUUGAAGUUAUUUAAUGCAAACAAGAAAAGCCUUGUCUCUACUACAGUGGCUCAGUUUUCUAUGGGCUGUUAAGUAAAAUGGCUUUAUGUAAGGAGGAGCAUUUUGGCUAGUCAUCACAAAGAGUAAUGGAGUAAAGCACUGGGUUUUGUGCUUAAAGCAAAAGUUAUUUUUUUAAUAGAAAAUGCCACAGAAAAGAUACUUUUUCUAUUUACAUAUCUAACCGUUAAGAAUGUUGCUAAGUGACAAAUAUCUUACAUGACUGUAAAUUCAUUUUUAAACUCUAAUUUUCUCCAAAGUGCCAUGAUUUUACCAGUUCUUUUUCACUGUUGAGCACAUAGCAACUGUAAUAGAUUUUCAGAAGGGACUUUGGGUGUAAAUGGUUCAGCGCAGUAGGCUUUGUCUUCUGGAGAAAGUGUCUGCAUCAGAAGCAUGAUGUAUUUAUGUGGCGUGAUCUCCUUUUUGUAUGACAGUUGGAUCCUCAUGGGUGCUCUGCUAGUGCGUGUUGUCACUACUGUUUUCUUGUUUUGUAUGGAGUACGGUCUCCAACAUUGUUGUGUAAUCAUUCCCUUUAUUUGUGCACAGUUUUUACUUUAAAUAAAACAUUUAUAUUGGGCCUUUGUGUGUUAACUUCUAAUGCUAGUACUGCAAAAUGCUGGGUUUUGCUUGGGAUUGUCACCUGACCCUCGAAGCCCUGCAGGAGUGUUGUGCUAACUUGGGAAUUUCUUCUAGAAGAUAGCACUGGGAUAGAGCAGAGCGACCUCAGAAACACCUCCCUCAGCCCGUGUUCCCCAAACAUGUCUUUAAAUGGUGGUCCCUCUCUAAUGUGCUUUGCAGGCCUUACAUUCAUCGUGCUCUGUGAAGAAAAAGCAUCCGUGUAGGUUCUGUCUUUUGUUCCAACCCCAGUGAUGAAGCACAAGUAGAGAGGCUUCAGUCAGCUGCAGCAGCUUCAUGUAAAAUAUGAGAUGCAGUUCAAGCUUGCUUGACCGCGGACCUCUUUCAGCUGGAAAUUCUAAGACAUCAUCUCCUCUGCCAGAACUGGGGAUUUGGAGUUUAGAGCAAUGUUCUCAUCUGCUGUACUUACUUCUGCAUGGUUUCUUUCUUUGUUUCUUCAGCUCCUCCUCCACAUUCUCUUAGAUUUCUAACAGGGAGGGCAAGUCCUGUCACCUCAUACCCUACUACAGAGGCAAUGUUUUAAUAUAUAUAUAUUUCAGUGUCCAUGUAUCUAUAGUUUAAAAGACAUUUCCUUUUGUGGUCUGGCUUUUUAUUAAAAGGAAGUAUUGGCAGUCCUAGGCAAACGCUACAGAUGGCUGCAUAUCUUAAAUGCUUAACCUCCCCCCACGCUCGCUUCUUGU